AUGAUUGCUGGAGCUGCUGCUUAUUUACCGUUAUUAGUAUCUCGAACUUCCGUUUGCACCCGACUCCGAGACAUCCAGACAUACACAGCCUUGACCAAUUGUCUUUGCAAUUUUCUGGACGAACAUACCGAGCAAACGUCUACCACAAGUUCGCCUAUCCUCCCCAAAACAAGACCCGUGGGCGAAAAGAAGGCACUUGCUAUCUUGAACAUCCUCCUACCUGAAAAUAUCCAUGCUGCAAUCGAGGCCGGCAUUGUCAGUCGCUGGCUCUGCAAAUACCCAUUUCCCUGUGCGUUGCGCGAGCCUUCACGUCGACAGGACGUGGCUAUUCUCAUGAAAGCAUGGUGGGCAGAUGACGCAGUCAUGAGUUCCAUAUUUGGAACAUUGACCUCGCAUCCCGAUGGUAUCAAGCAACUCCGCAAACAUGGUCUUAUGGGCAGCAUGAUUGAGGAGAAUGACCAGGAUGACGAUGAAGAUGAUGAAGAUGGCGACGAUGACGACGCAGACAGCGAUGUGUGGAUGGUGGACGGAGAGGAUACAGCUGGUGCAUACCCCGAAUCCUCGCCGAGAAGGCAUCGAGAAAGCAACGCUGCAGAGCAAGCACUUCGUCGACGGCGGAGGGAAGCGAUGGUAUUAAGUGAAGGAGGACGGCCGCUCGGAAGAGCUGAUAUCAUUCAGAGACCAGUCCAAGAAUGA
Penicillium cosmopolitanum is the source of this 696-nucleotide messenger RNA. RefSeq lists its product as uncharacterized. The transcript has a single exon. Lineage: Eukaryota; Fungi; Ascomycota; Eurotiomycetes; Eurotiales; Aspergillaceae. The record is from RefSeq and is a predicted model, not a curated record. Bases 1 to 696 code for a protein of 231 amino acids.